CGGCCGAAACCCCAGAAAGAUGCCGCAGAAAGCGCUGGGAUCCAUUGUAGGUCUUCUUUGUACUGGGACCUGUCUGGUGCAGGGGAAGGAGUUCUGUUUUGGGGUAAACAAUGAGCAGUAUCGCUGUGAGAUGGGGUACUGCUGUGGAGAGACAGAGUGCUGCACCUAUUACUAUGAGCUCUGGUGGUUCUGGUUGGUAUGGACCUUGAUCAUCAUGCUGAGUUGCUGCUGUGCCUACCGACACCGGAGAGUUAAAAUGCGCCUGCAGCAGGAGCAACGUCAGCGUGAGAUCAGUCUCAUGGCCUACCAAGGAGCCUCCAGCUCCUUCAUUUCUCCUCCACCACUCAAUUUAAGGUUUUGGAACGACUGCAAGCUUCCUGACUAUGAAGAGGUGGUCGGUCACCCCCCGACACCACCUCCCCCUUACUCUGAAAACCCUCCUGAGGCGACUCCGGCACUCCCUCCACAAGUGAGCCAGCCUGACAUCGCCUCGGUGCUACAGCCCCUGCCUGAGGUGGAACCGAGGGCGGAGGCCUCAAACUCACCAUCGGACCAGGAAGCAGUAUCCAUGCCGAUCCAAGCACAGUGUCUGGCAGAGGAGAACGCGGAGGAGAACGCGGAGGCUCCGUUGAUGGCGGCGGCGGAGGAGGACGAGGAGCUCGUCACUCGGCGUCGGCACGUGACCGGCGACUCAGGGAUUGAGGUGUGUGUUUGCCAGCUGGACGUGGACGAGGGCUCGGGGCUUGAAGAGGAAAGCGACGAAGAGCACCGGAUGUGCAAGGUCGCCGGAGGGGACUGCUGCUCCGGGCACCAGCAGCAGAUCUUCAGACAGAAGGAGCACACCUCUGAGCUGCCCAACCAGACCGCCAGCACCAGCACUGGAGACCACAUGGUGUGAUCCACAACACAACUAACCAGCUAACCGGUGCGGCUUUCUGCUUCACACUGGGUGAUAUGAGAUAGCUGUUGCCAUCAUCAUCACCACAGGGACUGUCUGUGCUUUAAUUCUCUGAACUAACACAUAGGCAUGUUGUUAAGAUGAUGAUGAUAACUAAUCCUUCAUGGCUCCUAAUUAGGAAAGACAAAUAAUACAUUGUGUGGAGAAACUCCUUUUUUUUUGCUUUGCUUUUGCUUAGUGGGGAAACCAGCAAACACAUUUUGAUGCUCCAUUUGGUAUGUUUUUUUUUUUUUUUUUGCUGCUGUUAAGUGAGCGAGCGUCACUGUGUUGCGAGAAGGCAGCAAUUCAUUGUGACUGAAACCAGAACUGAAUGUCUCCCAUGCUCCUGCUCUCUGCUGUCAUGUUUCUGUUUCUGUCUCGCCACUCUCCUUUGGUCAGAACAUUUCCGGCCAUCCCUCCAUCUGACAUUUUACCUCUUGUGGGAUGGUCAGCUAGAGACAUACCAACACGGUCAGCAACAUUUCCCCAGUCUAUCCCCACUACGACUUAAGCAGAGGAGUCAAAAAAAACAAACCUCUUGAAAGAUUUAGGAAGAUACUGGAGAAUUCAACAAGAGCACACAUUUCCUUUUUCUCAAAGCUGUGUGUGAGCGUGAGAGUUUGUGUGUGUGUGUGUUUGUGUGUGUGUGUGCUGUGAAAUCUAGGACACAGCUGCACGGUGAUGGCACGGCUCUGAGGUCAUGGCAACCAGCGUCUGGUGUUCUCUGGUGUGAAGUCGGUGGGAUUUUUUUUCACAUCUAAAGUAGGGGAGAGACUAAACACCCACACAUAGCAGAGGAAGGAGAUACAGGAAGGAGUUUGUUUAAUCUUCGGGUAUUAAAUUUCAUCUACUACCCCCCCCCCCACCAGCCCUUGUUUCCCUUCAUGAUAUCCAUAUUAUGGUCUCCACAACUCUGUGGUCACCAGUUAGCAUGACUGUAGGUGAGGAGUGACCAGCUUUUCAUGAAUAAAUUGAUUGUGUGCACUUGAUCUCCCCACUUUGCAUUAAAUUGAUAGGGCUAUGCCACCAAAUCUUGUUAUCAAUGAAAAGCCUUGUGGUGGCCCUAUGUUAGCGUGUUUUAUUUCCUGCGUUGCGUCAGCAGCAGCAUUUCGCUCCGAUUAUAGUUUAGAUGUUGAAAACGAAACGAAGGAUGUACUUGCUUCUUUUUUCUUUUUUUUUUUUCAUUUCAUAACCAGCUGUGCGUCAGUAAAGGCCACAGAUGUCACCGUUAGUUGCAACAAAGCUCCUGACAGGGGCUGCUAGAGUGUGAACUAGUGAGUGGAUGUUAUAGUGCAGUAGGGGAAGGGUUGAGUCUUGUUUGUGUAUCUUUUUAAAGUGCUGUGUAGCAUCUGGUUGAAAUACUUACUCAGCACUGAGGUGGAUUAACAAUUAAAAUCACUGGUAUUUUGCAUGAGGCAUGAAUUUCUGUGUUUAUAUUUGAGUAAAGUAGCAGUUGUGCUGCUUGCUUUGCCCAUCUGUUUAUUAAAAUGACAAUGGAUUACAGUGGCUGCACAACUACGUUGACAGAUGGCAGAGUAAAGAAAUAUGUUAAGUGUAUAUGCCCUGGAUCUAGUUUGAUCGUGUUGUUAUGACUGUAUGAGCCAUGAUAUUCCGUUAUGCAGUGCUGGUAGCUAGUUAGCUGGCGCUGUCUCGACUCCCCGUGGCCCCCGUAGCUCUCGGCAAUGUGAUGGAUUUGUUGUGGUAUUUUCCACUGGCAGCAGAGAGCGGGUGUGUUAGCAAGUUGAGGUGGAUGCAGGCUAUGCGCUGCAGUCUAGUCAGUGUUGGCACAGCUGCAGAAUCUAUUGUGAUUAACUGCAUGCUCCUCUACGUCGCAUGUUGCCUGCCCGAUAUACUGUAUGUAUUCAAAGCAUAGUGGUAGAACAGGGUGUUGUCAAAUAGGAAAACCACCGCAAAACAUAAUUGUUGGAAGAUAAAAAAAAAAAGUCUUCUGACUUGAGGCAGUAACUGAUAAGUCAGUAAAUGUUUCAUUGAGAACUUUAUUUGGAAAAAGUUUUUUUUUUUUUUGUCUGCUCUGAUAUUUGUGUCACAAAUGGGCACAGUGUAAAGACUGAGGUCAGCCAUCCUGCUUCACACAAGCACACAAGCUCACAAAACACUGCAUUGUCACGAUGUUUAAACUCCAUGGUGCAUUAUUCAUUGUUCUAGAUGAACUCAUUAAAGGUAAAAAUGCCCUAAAUAUCAUUUAAACUUCCAGUUAUCACAUUUCCAGCAGUCCAAGUAGAGAGUAAACGCUAAAAUUUCAUGCUUGUCGUACAUACAUAUAUAUAUAUAUAU
This is a messenger RNA of Thunnus maccoyii (southern bluefin tuna), 3232 nucleotides long. RefSeq names its product WW domain binding protein 1 (gene wbp1). The coding region runs from base 20 to 898 and encodes 292 amino acids. Lineage: Eukaryota; Metazoa; Chordata; Actinopteri; Scombriformes; Scombridae. The transcript has 4 exons. The record is from RefSeq and is a predicted model, not a curated record.